Plodia interpunctella (Indianmeal moth) is the source of this 1278-nucleotide messenger RNA. RefSeq names its product trans-1,2-dihydrobenzene-1,2-diol dehydrogenase-like. Gene Ontology annotation, molecular function: nucleotide binding. The record is from RefSeq and is a predicted model, not a curated record. The transcript has 6 exons. Bases 153 to 1169 code for a protein of 338 amino acids. NCBI's taxonomy places the organism in Eukaryota, Metazoa, Arthropoda, Insecta, Lepidoptera, Pyralidae.
GUAUGCAACACUAUGAGAUAAAUGCUAAAAUCAUAAAAAUAACCAAACAUAACAACCAGCGUGUCUUGUUUGGUCUUACAUAAUAGUGUAUCGUUAGUCGUCGGAUCGAAGACUUGUGUUUUGUGUUGUUAAAAUUUCGCACAUUUAAAAAGAUGACAAUUCGUUGGGGUAUAGUAUGCGCUGGCAAAAUCUGCCAAGACUUCGUUAAUGCAGUGAACAGCUACCCGGACAAGGGUGACCAGGUGAUAGCCGCCAUUGCAGCCAGGAACAAGAAGCGAGCCGCGGAGUUUGCGAAACAGCUCAACAUUCCUAAAGUAUUCGACUCUUAUGAAGCAUUGGCUAGAAGCAAGGACAUUGAUGUUGCAUACAUCGGGGCCCUUAAUCCAGACCACUAUGAGCUAAGCAAAUUAUUCCUCGAAAAUGGAAAGCAUGUUCUUUGUGAGAAGCCCUUGUGCCUCAAUUUGAAACAAGCUCAAAGCCUGGUAAAAUUUGCUCAAGCAAAGAAACUAUUCUUAAUGGAAGCCGUGUGGUCCCGGUUUUCACCUGCGUAUAUCGCGCUGGAGAAAGAUAUCAAGGAUGGAAAAUUGGGAGAUGUCUCAUUUUUGGAAGUUAACUUCGGCGUUCCUAUUGGCGGUGUCGAUAGAGUGAAUAAAAAGGAAUUCGGCGGCAGUGCGGUAAUGGACAUUGGGAUAUACGUACUGCAAUUGUCCCAAUUUGUAUUCAAAGACGAUCCAAUAAAAGUAUCAGUAGUCGGCACACCCCUCAAUGAGUCAGGCGUGGAUCUACUGGAGACCAUCGUUCUGGACUACUCUGGCGGCAGGCGUGCUGUACUCAAUGUCAACGCUCACAUAAGAAUGUGGAACAAAGCUACCAUCUAUGGCAGUAAAGGAAGAGCCACGCUGGAAGACCCCUUCCAUUUCCCAACCAAGCUGACUAGGGAAGACGGCAAGACUGAAGAAUUCCCGCUGCAUGGCUCACGAGAAUACAACUUUGAGAACAGUGCUGGACUAGUUUACGAGGCUUUAGAAACCGUUAGAUGUAUUCAAAAUGGUCUCACAGAGUCACCACGAAUGAGCCAUAAGGAGAGCUUGCUUCUAGCGAAGCUAGAAGAUGAGGUUCGAAGGCAGCUUGGAGUUCAUUUUGACGUGGAUGACCAGGAAUUUCCAUAAAAAGACUUUCAAUACCUCAGAUUUUAUUGUAUUUUUUAAAAAUGUUGUAGCGAUGUCUCAACGAUUACGAUGAUUUUAAUAAAUUAAAUCUUUCAUUGUCUGUAUAAAA